Molecule: messenger RNA, 423 nt
Organism: Phytomonas sp. EM1
Lineage: Eukaryota; Euglenozoa; Kinetoplastea; Trypanosomatida; Trypanosomatidae
Source: the annotation of a GenBank genome assembly
AUGGGGAUCGGCACCGUGGUCGAGGGCACAGUGAGGGUCGGUCAGCUUGAGGGGGCGAUCGCCAAGGGCACCGAGGCACCACCGGACGUCCUCGAGUUCACGUUGGAGGUCGUCGCCUACCGUGAGCGCCGGCAUGGCGAGCUAAAGCGAUUCCGGAACCGCGUCGUGGUGCGCUAUCAUUUUAGACCCCACCUGUCGGAGCGUGACACAUCACGGUGUGCUCGUUUCCGCGUCGAAGCGGGGGAUUUGCUGCGUGUGCAGGGGAAUUACUCGCUUCAUGAGAGUUUUGACGUUGUGUCAAAACGGCUCGUUGAACAUGUGAUCGUGGAGGCCGACAUGGUUGGGGUUUUGCGCGCGGCCUCGGUAAUGCCGCUCGCGGAUUCGAUAAACUCAGCACCUACACAUGCAAAAGGAUCAAAGUAG